Molecule: messenger RNA, 2745 nt
Organism: Solanum pennellii
Lineage: Eukaryota; Viridiplantae; Streptophyta; Magnoliopsida; Solanales; Solanaceae
Product: probable inactive histone-lysine N-methyltransferase SUVR2
Exons: 11
Coding region: 120-2396 (758 amino acids)
Cellular component (GO): nucleus
Molecular function (GO): histone methyltransferase activity; zinc ion binding; protein binding
Source: RefSeq, a predicted model, not a curated record
UUUCAGUCUCUAUCUCAGGUAUAUCGACUGUCUCAAUCUCAUUCUUCGGACUCUCCGACUCCCUCAGUUUCAUGCUUGCUCACGAGUAAUUUAAAGGUCGGCAUUUAAAUCCAAUAAAAAUGCCGGUCAAUCCAAGAGUAAAAAAGGCAUUUCGUGCUAUGAAAAGUAUUGGCAUCUCUGAGGAAAAGGUGAAGCCAAUCUUGAAGAGCCUUCUGAAACUAUAUGACAAAAAUUGGGAGCUUAUUGAAGAGGAAAAUUAUAGAGCACUUGCAGAUGCUAUAUUUGAAAACGAGGAUGCAGAGGUGGCAGAACAUAAGCAGCCUGAAAAUAAUGAACCGCUCGUGCAGCGAGAGGAAGUUUUAGAGGAAGAAGCAGUGUACGAGGAGCCUGAAAGACCAUUAAAGAGAUUGCGAUUAAGAUUUCAAGAAGGUCAAGCUUCACCUUCCUCUAACAAUUCUAGUGCCGGGACUUCUCUUAAAAGGCCUAGGCGGGAGGAGGAAGGUGAAUUAUCUGGACCUCGUUAUCAGAACCAAUUACAAGGGGAAGCAAAUCCUAGUUCUGUUAGGAAAAAUCUCAGGUUGAACGAAACUCAAACAUCUCCAAUCACGUCCAAGGGUCAGAGUUCGGUUUCUGCUAAAUCUUCCCAUGCAUCAAAACUCAAUGAGCCAAAGACAGAACCAGGUGGAGAAUUGUCCUCUAAACAGAAGAUGUCGGGAUCCCUUGCUUUAAUCAAGCCUAAGGAUGAACUAUAUACUGAUGAUAUGCCACAGUUUGAGGUUCCUAUUGCUGUUAUUCACCCAGAGCCGUCAAACAAGGGAGAUACUUCAAAUGGUAACACCUCAAGGUCUGAACCUUCAGCGAUAGACCUAAGAAGUGUAAGGGAUUCAGGCAUUAUGACUUCAUUGAAUGUAAUGACAACCAGUCGUGAGCUGAUAGAAGUCCAGGAUAGAUGUCACGUUGAUGGAGAUAUUGCCUCCUCACCAUCUGGAGAGGUAAAAAUCUCUAUUAGCUGUGACCCAGCUCUUUGUAGAUCAUCAGAUUUCCAUAUGCCGAGUGUAGAAUCAGUUCUGAGGAUGGUGGAGCUUAAAUGUCUUAAAUCAUACAGAAUUAUGGACCCUAACUUUUCUCUAAUGAAGCUGAUGAAAGACAUGUGUGAGUGUGUUUUGGAACUGGGAACGCAACAUAGUCCUGAACUGCAAUCAACCACAGAUGUUGCUGCAGAAAAUGAUUUUGGCUCGAGAAGCAUGACCGUUGAUUCCUUAAAUGAAGGUAUGAAUUUUGAAAUUGAUGCUGGGGAUGCUCAACCAAAGAUAACCCCACGCUCUCCUCCUCGCAUUGGUGAAGAUUGCAUUCAAGCUGGUCAGAUGGUUUCGUGUGAAGCGACUCCACGUGAUGUUGUGUCUGUUGAAGUCAUUGAUAUAACCAAGGGGCAAGAAAAUGUUGUAAUUUCUUUGGUGAAUGAAGUUAAUAGCAAUCAGCCACCAUCAUUUCACUACAUAGCUUCCAAUGUGGUUUUCCAGAAUGCAUAUGUAAACUUUUCUCUGGCUCGUAUUGGAGAUGAUAAUAGUUGUUCAACUUGCUCUGGUGAUUGUUUAUCAUUGUCCACACCUUGUGCUUGUGCACACAUAACCGGCGGUGAUUUUGCCUACACAAAGGAAGGUCUUAUUAAAGAAGAGUUUCUUAAAGAAUGUAUUUCCAUGAAUCGUGACCCCAAGAAACACUGCCAGUUAUUUUGCAAAGUGUGCCCAUUGGAAAGAUCAAAAAAUGAGGACAUUAUAGAAGCUUGUAAAGGUCAUCUGGUGAGAAACUUCAUAAAAGAGUGUUGGUGGAAAUGUGGUUGUAGUAAACAAUGUGGCAACCGUGUAGUACAGCGAGGAAUAAGCCAUAAGUUACAGGUCUUUAUGACUCCGGAAGGGAAAGGAUGGGGCUUGCGGACCCUUGAAGACCUUCCCCGAGGUGCUUUUGUCUGUGAAUAUAUUGGAGAGGUUCUGACCAACACAGAACUCUUUGAUCGUGUUGCACGGAGCCCCAAUGGGGAGGAACAUUCUUAUCCAGCCCUGCUGGAUGCUGACUGGGGUUCAGAGGGUGUCCUAAAGGAUGAAGAGGCUCUUUGUUUGGAUGCUACAUUUUAUGGGAAUGUUGCCAGGUUCAUCAAUCACAGAUGCUUCGAUUCAAAUUUGGUUGAAAUACCAGUUGAAAUAGAGACUCCUGAUCACCACUACUAUCAUCUUGCUUUUUUCACUACAAGAAAGAUUAAGGCAAUGGAGGAGCUCACUUGGGAUUAUGGUAUUGAUUUUGAUGAUCUUGAACAUCCAGUAAAAGCAUUUAGCUGCCAUUGCGGUAGCAAGUUCUGCCGAAAUAUGAAACGUCCAAGCCGAUCUAGAUCAAGAAGGUAGAGCCUGAGAUGGUGAUCUUCUCCAAGUAUUUUUUUGCCACGUUCCUGAUUUUGGGCGGUUCACGAAGCUGUUUUAUUUGAACUAAGUUAAGGUGAUGUUUUGUAUCUCUGAAGGGUUAUAGCCCGAUGUGCAUAUGCAGUGUUAAACGGUGUUUAUAGUUGUUUAAAUGGCACUAUCAAAGCGCAAUUUUUGUAUAGAAGUUUCAAGGAUGUGACUCAGAGCUGGAUUAGCUGCAUUUUGGUUGUAUAUAAUGAUGUUUUGGUCCAUAGGACUAAUGCCAGAAUACUUGGCCUUUUGUCUUAUGGCCUGAUGUUAGCAUAUUGAAGACUAGGCCUUUUCUGCAACUUUU